Messenger RNA from Acanthochromis polyacanthus (spiny chromis), 6011 nucleotides. RefSeq names its product membrane-associated ring finger (C3HC4) 1 (gene marchf1). The transcript is spliced from 8 exons. Gene Ontology annotation, biological process: immune response; antigen processing and presentation of peptide antigen via MHC class II; protein polyubiquitination. Gene Ontology annotation, cellular component: early endosome membrane; late endosome membrane; cytoplasm. Lineage: Eukaryota; Metazoa; Chordata; Actinopteri; Pomacentridae. The record is from RefSeq and is a predicted model, not a curated record. Gene Ontology annotation, molecular function: zinc ion binding; ubiquitin protein ligase activity; MHC protein binding. The coding region runs from base 960 to 2675 and encodes 571 amino acids.
AUCUCCCAAUAUUCCUCUUCACCUCAGACAGUAGCUGCUCUUCAGUGAUCCCAAUUUAAGACCCACAUUUUCAAGUUAUAUCAAUCAUAAUCCUCGUGACCUGAGACAAUUUGAAAUAGGAUUACACCCUCGUCGCCUGCACACUCACGCCUACGCACACAUUCUGCGAAGACGCUGAUAUGGCUGUGGUGUGAUGUGUGUCAUCGUGUCUUCAUGGCCGAUCAGAUGAGUAACGUGCAUUUGUUCCUUUAACAUGACAGAAAAAAUGAGGCGGCUUAACGUCUAUAAACACACUGUUUCACGGCGGGGGGCUUUCAAAACAAUCAGGCAGUGAGUGUGUGUGUGUGUGUGUGACUGCUGUCCAUGUGCACAAGUUGUGUAAGCUUAUUAGCAACACCACUGGUCAGAGGAGGAGAUUGAGGUUAGUCUAAGCCCUAAAUCCUCGUGGACCUUAUGCUUGUAAUACAGCAAGCACAACAAAAUCCUGGCUCCGCCCCUUCCAGAAAGGCACGCACACACACACACACACACACACACACACAAACAGCCUCCCUGCCUCCUUGUUUACUGCUCAGCUCCAUCACAACUCUUCCUCUCUUGUCUCUCUCAGCAGGAGGGUGGAGGAGGGGGAGGAGGAAGAAGACGAGGAGGAGGAGGAGGUGGUGGUGCGCACUGUUGAGUAGUUUCCCAGUCGUCAUGACGACCUCACACCCCACCAUCUUCGAAGCUGUCUUCUUGUUGCCACGGUGACCUGAUCCUUUUUCCAUCUCCGCGCCUCUUGAUGGUCCGGAUUGGACUAAUAAAGGACAGCGAUCCCGGAGCACCGUCUCCUCACUCUGAAAAUAGCUGGUGGAUGGGACAGCGGAUCCCACGCAGGGACGCAGAUCGGAGGACAGGAAGGCGCGGUGUGCUGGGAAUGCUGUGGGAGUAACACCGGAGCGUUGCCUGGAAACAGCAGCAUGCCAGUACAGCAGAUAACUGUGGUGCCGGCCAGGGAGACAACCAGCAAUGGCAAGAGCGUUCCUCGCUCCAAAGACAAGAACGAGGGGAGGAAGGCACCUGGGCGCUCAGGGAGUCGAUCCAGCAACAUCUCCAAGGCCAGCAACUCUACAGCAGGAGCUGCUACAGCCUCCAGGACAUCGAUAACCCCGUCUUCUCAGGACAUAUGCAGUUCUGGCCAGCUGACCCGCUUAGAGGAGGAUGCCUCUGAGUCUCACACACACACCAAGCAGGCACACAUCUUCUCUGCAAUGACAGUCACCAGCACAAAUCUGGGCUCCACGGCCCAGGCCCAGAAAAAGAACGUGAAGCGCCGCCACCGCCGCAAGCGGAGCAGCUGCAACACCUUCGACUGCGUGGAAACCAACGCCAAGCAGGAGCAGAGCGACCGCAGCCUCAGCUCUGACCGCAGCGAGGUCGGGGAGAAGAAGGAGCGCUCCUUGAAGAACCGGAGGGAGCGUCCGUCUCGCAUCCGCUGCUCAGGCGGCCCGCAGUCCAACUCCUCCUCAGAGGACGAGGCGUGGCGCGAGGCCCGCAGCUGGAGCAAAGAGAAAGCCCGGAGAGCUCGCCGUCGCAGCGGGAGCAGCCGGGAGAGGGAUGUAAUGAACAACCGUAAAGACAAAGAAGAGAACAUGGAGCUGCAGUCGGUGGGCUCGGACGAGGGGAAGGAGAACCAGCCUCUGGUGGAGGACAGUGGAGGCCUUAAGAAGCGCCACAACAACCGGACCUCAGCCAAGAGAGACGGCCACGUUUCACAGAGGGAGAGGUCACACAGCAGGGAUAAGGAGAAGAAGAGCAAGUCACGGAGCCCAAGAGGAAGCUCCUCAUUGGCAGAGGACGGGGAGGAGCUCAUCACCAAGAACUACCAGGAGAAGGGGUCAGGAGGUGGCGACAUGUCAGUGCCCACUCCACAGAAACACUGCGGUGCGAAUGGGAACACACCACGACCCUACUCUGAUGACUCUGAGCUGGAGGUCUGCAGGAUCUGCCACUGUGAGGGGGAUGACGAGUGCCCGUUGAUCAUGCCUUGUCGCUGCACAGGGAGCCUGAGUUUCGUGCAUCAGGCCUGUCUCAACCAGUGGAUCAAGUCCUCAGACACUCGCUGCUGUGAACUCUGCAAAUUUGACUUCAUCAUGGAGACGAAACUCAAACCUCUACGCAAGUGGGAGAAGCUACAGAUGUCAAAGAGCGAGAGGAGGAAGAUCUUCUGUUCAGUGUUGUUUCACCUGAUAGCAAUAAUGUGUAUGUUGUGGUCAGUCUACAUUCUGGUCAAGAGAACCGCUGAAGAGAUCAGACUUGGGAAGAACGACGAGUUAUGGAGAGUUUCUCUUCUGAAGUACUAUACGCCGCAGGGUGUGCUGGAGUGGCCCUUCUGGACGAAGCUGAUCGUGGUGGCCAUCGGCUUCACAGGCGGCCUCAUCUUCAUGUACAUCCAGUGCAAAGUCUACAUGCAGCUGUGGCGCCGCCUCAAGGCCUUCAACCGCAUCAUCACUGUGCAGAACUGCCCCGAGAAAGACCUGCACAACCCUCAGGCCCGGCCCAGCGCCCUCACCAACGGCAGGCACGACAGCGUGGAGGUCCCAGUCAGCCCGGGCCUCGUCCCGGCUCCGGAGGCGCUGAUGGACUCCGACAUGUCGGUGGAGGCCGCGGUGGCGCCGGCCCACAACCCCGUCUGACUGCUUCUGAAUCACGCUCUGCUCAUCCGGCGACACAAGCUGCUGUGAGCACGGUGCGAUUUAGACUGGUGCGGUGUUUGAAUGUUGCUCUCAUCUCGGCGACGGCUGAUCCCGGGAUGCAACAGGGGGAUUUAAAGUGACAAAAGUGAACAAGUCCUUCGGUGAUCCGGGAGAAGCUGAAGGCAGAAGGGCUGCAGUGAUGUGAAGGUGUGAAGAAAGAAAGAACGUGGAGAGGAGAGAAGGAAUCCGAGAAUAAAGCCAUCAGCAAAGACAGCAUGUGAAGACUUUAGUUAUGUGGUUUACUGACACCAUUUUAUUCUUGUAUGCACUUUCUCAACCAUGCACUGAUGUGAGGUGAAGUUGUGAACACCCUGUGGAAGCUUUUAUUUAAAGGCCUCAGUAUGCUUCAAAUGAACCUCAGACAACAAAGCGGUUGUAGCUGCUGUCAACGAUCCCACUGAGGGGUAGUCAGUGACAAGCACUUCAAAUUUAUUUAGUCGUCUUAGAUAGCAGCAAUAGCAGUAGGAGAUACGGGGAACAAACCUGCAGCAACGUGAGGAUGUCGACAGCCGCUGUGAUCAAACAAGCCUCACAUAUCCACUGGUCAGAAUUGAACAUUCAACAGUGUGUUUAAAUCUGCUGCUUUCUUUAGUUUUUCUAUUUUGAAACAAGAAAAGCACUCAGAGAGCACGGUACUCCUCCACGGCUGCUCAUUCCCCCAUAUGGCAUUGUCAGAAAUGCAGCAUUUUUAUUUAGAAAUGCAGAAUUAGUUUGGUAGUUAUUGAUCAUAAAUCACAGCACCAUAGAAUGUGACCAUUUAAUGUAGAUGUACCCACAAACAAAAUGACCUUGCGCUGAGCACAGGUGUGUGUUAUGCAUGUGUAUGUAUGUUAAUCACGUGACCUAAAUAUGUAGCGAGCGGCAGGAAUUGAUGGGACUCAGAAACACCCCCGUAAGUUAAUCAAUUGUUUUGACCUUUCCUAAAAAUUCCAUCCAAAUCCGUCUUCCCGUUUGUUAGUAAUGUUGCGCACAGAUGGAAGGACAAACGUAUGCCGAUCGUCACAUGACUCCACGGCGUUCCUUGACAGAGAACUAAUGUGUGAUUUUCACUCAGGAUAACAUAUCAGUGAACAGUACACUGCAAAAACUCACAAUCUUACCAAGUCUAUUUGUUUUAUUUUUAGUCUAAAUGUCUCAUCUCACUUGAUUUAAAUUCACUUAACAAGUGACAUUUCAGCAGAUGGAGGGACUUGUUUUAAGACAAUGCAUCUUAAAUAUCUUGUUAAGUCAAACAAUCUUGAAAUGAUUUUGUCUUAACCCUCGUGUCGUGCUGUGGGUCAAAUUGAUCCAUUGUAAAGUUUGAAAACGUCGGGAAAAAAAAUUUUUUCACAGUGAGAACUUCCACAUUUUCAAAAUUUUGGGGGAAAUUUUUGAACAUUUUUUGACGGAAAAAAAAAAUGUUGCAAAAAAUGUUCUAAUAUUUUCUAAAAGAACAUUCAGAAACAAAAUUGAUUGAUUGGUUGAUUUUUUUCUGAAUGUUCUUAAAAAUAUAUUAGAACUUUUAACUGAUAUAUAUGUAAUCACUUUUGAUAUUUUUAAGAUUUUUUGGAAGAUUUUUAUUCUUUUUUUGAAAAUAUUUACAUUUUUUUUUUUACUUUUUAAAUUUUUAUCACUUGCCAAAUUUGGGGAUUUUUUUAAAUGAAGCUUUUAAAGGAAACUUUUAAGAAAUGUUCUUCCUGAAGAUUUUACAAUAUUUUUUAUAAAUUUGGGGAAUUUUUUUGGAUUUUUUAUUAUUUUUUCCGACAAGGAAACAAUAUUUUUUGGUGCCGUAAAUGAGGACAACAGCAGGGUUAAGACACCUAAGCUUGACAAUCCUGGUAUAAUAGAGCUUAAAAUAAGUUUUUACAGCUAAUUUUAAGAUCUCAAUAUUUUAAAUAUCAAUCUUAUUUCAAGAAAUCUUACCAAGCCAUUUUUCACUUCUUUUGUUGGCAGAUUUUUCACUAAUUUCAAAGUAAAAGUUCUUUGAAACAACUUUUUUUUCUUGUUUUGAAAGGGGCAUUUUUUCCACUGAAAAUAUUAAUGAGACUGAUCAGGAUGUUGUGAUCGUCAGCAGGCAGCUGAUGUAGUGUUCACUUGUCAUGGUUACAGUGAUGCCAUGCCGCUACGAUACGGAAAUCCUGAACAAAUCCGUGGAUCCAGACUAUAAGCCACAUCACUGCCAAAAUCUAAUCACUUGGUCCUUGUGUCAUUUCUGACCUUCCCUAAAAAUGUCAUCCAAAUCCCCUAGUUUGUGUUUGAGUAAUGUUGCACACAGACAAACGGGCAAACCAACUCCGUCCGUCACAUAUCUCCGCCGUGUUCCUUGUCGGAGUAAUGAGGACUGAAUAUCCUGCUUUACUUUACACUUAGUGUUGUUACACUCAACCUCUCUCUCCUUUACAUCCUCAGGUGUUUUCUGAUUUUCUAAUAAUACAUUUGCACGAAGCUUAGAGAAGACGCACCAGAAACUAAAGAUGCAGACUUCUAGAGGUGCAUCCUGUGCCGUCUGUCUCUCCUCAAAAUCAUUUAUGUUGCUGCACUUUAUUUUAAAAACGUAUUUAACCAGUACAAGUCUCAGUGAGAUUAGGAAUCUCUUGACCAAGCCAGGAAAAGAAAAGCUCAAAUGGUGUGGGGAGUGACUAAUGAGACACCAGACAAAGCGCUACAUAAAGUGGAUUGUAACCCAAACUUCAGAUGCUGAAGACAGCGUGUCUUUGACUGAAGCAUACUGAGGCCUUAACUCUCCUUCUGGACAAUCAGGUCUUCAGACACCAAAGAGUCAGACGUUAUUAGCAGAGAAACGAUUAUCUGAAACUAAAUCUUUAGCUGAAAUCUAACAAUGUGAUAUUUUGAAAAAGUUAUUUAUUAUCAGAAGAAAGUUUAGGAUAUUUAUUAAAAUAGAAAAUCUCAAAUAGUCCAGGUGUUGGUGAUGUUUUGUUGGGACAGUUUGCAGCUUUAUGAGGUCCGUUAUCCAAACAGUGAUGUAACUAGAGCUUUUGGUGUUGCCAUCCCUUCGUGUUUUCACAUUAGACCAUAGAAGCGUCUAAAUCUGAACCGCCACUCUGUGUCGGUCGACUAAAGGCCACUCUUGUUUACACUUGUCCACUUUUCUACUGGUUUAAUUUGGUUUUCUACCAGUGUCCCCGGCACAUCACGGAAAAUACAGCUUCCUCUGUGUCUAAAAAAACGUAACAUCUUUGUCCAAAACCUUUUUUCUAACUAAUUGGAUACAACGGAACAUUCAGGUUACAUUCAACACAUAUUUGUUUGUGCAAUAAACCAUGAAUGUAGAACCCC